CAGAGAGCUGCAGCCUUCGGUCUCUCUCUUAAAUUCUAAAUAAAAACAAAUCGAAAUCCUAGCGAUAGUCGUUCAUUGAUCUUGAGUGUACAGAGAAAGGUUCAGAAGAAAGAAAUGGCGACAUUCGAGCAAGCUCCACCAGGCGAUCAAAAGGCCGGAGAGAAGAUCUUCAAGACUAAGUGCGCUCAGUGCCACACCGUCGAAAAAGGAGCCGGCCACAAACAAGGACCCAAUUUGAACGGGCUUUUCGGAAGGCAAUCUGGGACAACUGCAGGGUAUUCCUACUCUGCAGGUAACAAGAACAUGGCUGUGAUUUGGGGAGAGAAUACUUUGUAUGAUUACUUGCUUAAUCCUAAGAAGUACAUUCCUGGAACUAAGAUGGUCUUCCCUGGAUUGAAGAAACCGCAGGAGCGUGCAGAUCUCAUUGCCUAUCUGAAGGAAGCAACUGCUUGAUCUUCUUGAUUAAAAAUGCCCAAAAUCAACAAAUUCAAUUGUAUUGAAUUUUUUCAGUUUGGUGGUUCAUACAUGGGCUCGUAUUCCUGGAGUUCGGUUUGGAGCCAAACCAACCAUCUGUACAGCUAUAGGGAGAGCAAUGCAAUUGAGUAUGAAGAGAUGAUACAUCUUUUCUCACAUGUGGAACAUUAGAGAGUGUUUAGGGUCUGACAUUUUGAUGGAAACUGAGUGGGGGAUGAUGAUGGCUUUAGGUUUAUUUUCCAGGUGUAGGAGUGAAGGGCUUGGUGUAGGUAGAUUUUUUUCUUUGGAAUCAGGUAAUAUGAGUUAAAUCCUAUCAAGGGGAUUCCAAUAUGUCCCCUUCUGUACCUUGUUUCAUUUGUCAAAUUUGAACCAGGUGAGUCCCAUGAACAUAAUUUUUUUUUUUAAUGAUGAUUUAACAGAGACCUAUAGAAGACAAUUUGUAAAAUAAAGAAAAUAAUUAAUCCAUUUUUUUUGUUCUA
This is a messenger RNA of Hevea brasiliensis (rubber tree), 953 nucleotides long. Its product is annotated as cytochrome c. The transcript has 4 exons. The record is from RefSeq and is a predicted model, not a curated record. Gene Ontology annotation, molecular function: heme binding; electron transfer activity. Gene Ontology annotation, biological process: mitochondrial electron transport, ubiquinol to cytochrome c; mitochondrial electron transport, cytochrome c to oxygen. Bases 115 to 453 code for a protein of 112 amino acids. Lineage: Eukaryota; Viridiplantae; Streptophyta; Magnoliopsida; Malpighiales; Euphorbiaceae. Gene Ontology annotation, cellular component: mitochondrial intermembrane space.